Molecule: messenger RNA, 673 nt
Organism: Hibiscus syriacus
Lineage: Eukaryota; Viridiplantae; Streptophyta; Magnoliopsida; Malvales; Malvaceae
Exons: 5
Coding region: 1-645 (214 amino acids)
Source: RefSeq, a predicted model, not a curated record
AUGGCGAUGUAUGAACAACGGGAAGAAGAAGAACCCAGAAGAGAUGGACGGAGGAGAUGCGAUUUUAGAUUACGCAAUCAUUCAGAUUAUGCCUUCUCAAAACAGGUUCAUUCUCAUUUCUCUUUAGUUUUUUCUGCAAGUUUGUGCAAAUUCUCAAUUAUUUUCUCUACUGUUUGUUUCAAUGUACGAGCAUAUACAUGUCGUGGUAAAAAUGUAGAGAAACCGAGUGUUGGGGUUCUUCAAAAACUCUUGCCUCAUUUGCCCGAGUUAAACAACUUGUACACCCGCGGAUCUAUUUCCAAUUCAAAUUCCAAUGCCGCUAAUUACAAACUACAACCCCCCAGCAAUCUCAAAUCUCCCGCAUGGUUUACUCUAUCUACUUUCUCCAGAUACUUAGAUAUUGUGGGUUCUACUGAUUUAUUGGAUACUGCUAAAGUUAUUGAAGCUGAGAUGUCUCAAUUGGAGGAAGCUAAAAGAUUUCAUCUUUCAGUAUGUGCUCAGGGUCACCAAGAUCAUAAUCAAAGUAGCGAAAAUGGUAAAUCUCAGCAGUUUGGAGUCCAGAGUUCAUCAUUAGAAACAUCAAAGAAUGAGCUCUUACGUGAUAUGGGCUCGAGGUUUACAUCAUUAAGAAGUAAGUUAGUUUAGCUUUUAACCAGGCAGUUGGAGAAACCUG